Molecule: messenger RNA, 3666 nt
Organism: Egretta garzetta (little egret)
Lineage: Eukaryota; Metazoa; Chordata; Aves; Pelecaniformes; Ardeidae
Gene: TRAPPC3
Product: trafficking protein particle complex 3
Exons: 4
Coding region: 2499-2903 (134 amino acids)
Biological process (GO): intra-Golgi vesicle-mediated transport; endoplasmic reticulum to Golgi vesicle-mediated transport
Cellular component (GO): cytosol; cis-Golgi network membrane; TRAPP complex
Source: RefSeq, a predicted model, not a curated record
AGGGCGCCCUCGUCCCCUCCCUGACCCGAUUCCCUGUUACCAGUCCAGCCCAAGCGAGAACGAAACUGCAGAGCUGAGGUCGAACUCUGGGCCAAACCAGGCCGAACUAAUUCAUUUUUGAUGCAACGUCAGUAUUUAAAACAAGUAAUAAUAAUAAUAAUAAUAAUAAAAAAAACAUCUGUUUUCUCUCCCUCUCUGGCCACGUUGACGGGCUGGUUUGGGCUCAGCGGAGGCCGGGCUCCUGCCCCCUCCCCACCACGAGGGAUGCUCUUCUAGGGAUUCAACUCCUCAAAUACAAUGAUUUUUAUUUAAGGAAUUGGUGUCACUUCAUUAGGAUUCUGACGCUUGCAUAGCCAGAGAACAGUUACAGGGUGUUGAGACUAUACGCUAGCCUGCAAUACGAAAAAAUAGAAAUAAUGGAAAAAGUAUUGGACGCUUUAAUUCCAUUAGAUGGGCUGAAAAUGAAGAGUUCGUUUACCAAUACGACUCUAAACGUUCGCCUUGUUGUAACACGUUACCUGAACAGGAGCGUUGGGUUUGCGCGCUUCGGAGCCGAUGACAGUAGCUGAGGGCUUCAUGGCUUUACACAGCAAAUGACAGCAUCUUGGACUGGUAACAGCUGGAUUCCUCCAUCCAUUCACCCCCUACUCUCUCCAGCCCUGUCUUUACUAAAAGUACUGAAAUCCUUAAAAAACAGCGUAACCUUUUCUGCAUGUUUCUUAAAUUCUCUGCCAAAUGUCUGACUCUGCCAGUUGAGCUAAAGGAGGCUUCUGCCUUGUCCUUCGCUCUUGAGCGAUGUCAACUUGCGCAACCUUUAUUUUUCCAAGAUAAAAGCAGAAUUGUAAGUAAAAAAAAAAAAAAAACUCAAACCCAAAGAAUGUGUCAAUUAUUUAGCCCUAAAAUUGGGCUGAAGUACCCAGGAGCCUGGCUGGUUCUUUUCACUGUGCUUAAAGCCUUUUGGCAGGUAAUGGCUGUCGAUUUACGACCGACAAGGUGGAAUUCCCUGUGUCUUCCAACAAACCCAGUUUCUAUUUGUUGAAUGUUGCAGUUUGGGAGCGAUUCCUCCUUCCGUUUUUCUUGGCUUUGUGUAAACUUGUUAAGAAUGAAGUGCGAUCAGUGUUGUCACUUAACUCUGAUGUUGUCUCUUUUCCCUCCCUUUCUGCCUGCCUGCUGCUUUCAUUCUGUAGUAUUGGUAUUUGCCAUUCAUUUCACCUUCUGCAUCUAUGCAUCUCAUGGUAGGUGAUAGGCUUUUAAUGUGAGCUUAGACUCUCUGUACCGUUUCUGAAUGCUAAAACUGAAAGCAGAAAUAAAUUGUGAUGGUUUAUUUGUUCCUGAAAACACUUCCUUCAGGUUCUGUGAAGAGCUAAACCCUACUGUAGCUUUUUGUUUUGCAGCCUUUAAUGACCGGGUCAUCAUCACUGGUCUGGGUUAAUGCCUCCCAAGAAAAUGCGGUUUGAAGUAGUUGCUUCUGGUUGAGGAUCAGUGCCGGUGGUGGCUGGGAGAAGAGGCCUCUUCCCUUGGCGGUGUCUGCAAAUCUGGCAACUGCAAAGAAAGCCCAAGUAACUUUGAUCCUAGCCAGGCACAGAAAGCAGAUGUACACAACACAGAUCUGCUGAGCUGCCCUGAAAUUGUCCUUGCUGUUCCUCUUCUGGGUCUGAGGGGCUGAUUGUAACGUAUAAAGCAAAUUAUGUGCCUCAGUAACUUUCUAGGGACCAGCUGAGUAUUGUUUUUUCUUCUUAGAGGAAUGUAAGAAAUCUGUGAAUGGACAAGCAUUUUUUUUUUUUUUUGUCCAGUUGAAAGGACCAGAAAUGGAGAAAGUGUUGCCCAUUUGCAGCGCGUUCAUGAAACACAGAUAACAGGCAGUUAUCUGGCACUUUGAGACAGUUUCCACCUCUGGGUCAGUGGUUGAAAUAAAUUCAGGCCCCUGGCAACUGCACGUUUUGCCAUCCAGGAGGUGGCCAGUAGCAUACAGAGUGACCUGGAGGUGUCGUUCCAGUUAUCUGGGAUAACUGUUAUCUGAUAUCGAGUUAUCUGCUCGUUAAAGCAGAGAGAGAUGCUAAUUGGCAGCUAGGAGUUGCUCAGAAUGGCUACGGCAAGUGUGAGCAGCCUCCUGGCUUGCCUCUGCAGGUCAGAUUUGGGGCACGCUGUGUGUUCGGAGAGAGGGAGAGAAAGAAAGUGCUCAGUCGUUCCUAGUCAAAGAGGAUUUCUCUUUCCAAGGAGACUGAAGUUGCCUUGCCAAAAUAUGGACUGGGAUCUCUCCUUAUUAAGCAGUAAAUUCCUUUGAGACAGCAGGUUUCUGUUCCCCCUCUCCAGGCCAACGGAAGCGGCGCUGGACACAGAUGCAGCAGUGCUCAGUCAGUUUUCUCUUUGGCUUAUGCUAAAUGCCUUUUGCCUUUGUCUAGAACUCGGAGCUCUUCACGCUGACGUACGGCGCUCUGGUCACCCAGCUGUGCAAGGACUACGAGAAUGAUGAGGACGUCAACAAGCAGCUUGACAAAAUGGGUUACAACAUAGGCGUUCGGCUAAUAGAAGACUUUCUGGCCCGGUCCAAUGUCGGAAGAUGCCACGAUUUCCGUGAAACUGCAGAUGUUAUUGCAAAGAUAGCAUUUAAAAUGUACCUGGGCAUCACUCCGAGCAUCACCAACUGGAGUCCUGGAGGCGAUGAGUUCUCCCUGAUCUUGGAAAAUAACCCCUUGGUGGACUUCGUUGAGCUCCCUGACAACCACUCCUCUCUCAUCUAUUCCAACCUGUUGUGUGGAGUGCUGCGCGGUGCCCUGGAAAUGGUUCAGAUGGCCGUAGAUGUCAAAUUUGUCCAGGACACGCUGAAGGGUGACAGCGUCACAGAAAUAAGAAUGAAGUUCAUCAGGCGGAUUGAAGACAAUCUUCCAGCUGGCGAAGAGUGAAUCGCAACCCAGCGGCUCUUUGGGACUGGAGGGGAGCGGCUGGUUUUGGCCAUUAGCUUUCGUCACAGAUCUGUAGGGAUGUAGCGCUUUCGGCACAGGUCUGUAGGGAUCUAGUGCCCCUGUACGUUCAGACUGACUCACUGACUAUUUAAGAUGUUGUUAUAUUCUUCUACUGUUCCUGCCAUCUUCUGUAGAAGACGAUUGUCUGGUUGCUGUUUAUUUCACAGGUUCAUUCUGAAGUUUUUUCAUAAGGUGAUGUCUUUUUCCUAUUCCCCUGGGGACUCUUUCUACGCUCAGUUUCUAAUUGUGACACUUGGUUGUGCGAGAACUACUGCUCAAACUCUAGAAGGGCUCCAGUCUGUUCAAAUCCGCAUCUAUGGUUUAUUACCAGAAUUGGAGACCAAGCUAUGAGAGCCCACUGAUUCACUGUUAAAUGCUCUGCUUAAAAAGAGGUGUUUGAAAUUAAUUCGGAGAUAAGCGCGUAGUAUUUCUGUAGACCAAACUGUCUUCCUGCAUUUGAUUCUGAAGUUGCUAGUAACAUAGAAGCUUGAUUAGAGAGGGGUGGUUUGGGAGAGCUCUUUGAGCGCUGGCACCCGGCGGGGAGGCGUGUUUUGUUGGAGAGCAGUGGCGUCACGCAGCACCGGCGGGAUCAGGAGGUCCCUGUGGCCUGGGCCUUUCCGCAGUUCCUCUUCCCCAGCAGUCUCAUGACUCCCCCUUUGGAAGGGGAGGACCAUUACAUUGCAGUGGAGCAGCAGUGAAUAAA